CGAUGUAUAUACCUUGACAGCUUGGUGUGCUGGUGUAAGACUAUACUCGAACAGAAUCAGUUCUAUAGUAUAAUCUCCUCUGUCUGUACUACACAAGUCAGACAACCCUUCCAACUUUGGUGACGAGAAGAGGUCCAGUCACGGAAACGUGACAUAUGCACUUCCUUCCUAUUCCGAGCCCUUCGGAGCCCGGUGGAAGAGUGCUGGAAGACCGUCCCCCUCAGGAGUGCCCUCGUGGCCGAUGAAGGGGUAUUCCCUAACCAUCACUACGGCCUUCGUGCCUGUCAGACAGCCACUGCACACGCAUCAGCCGAAAGACCUGCAACCAAAGGCGUAUAAGAGCUUGGCUGCCAACAGCAACUGGUUUACCUCCGUGUUGUCUAAAAACAACGGGUCGAAGGGGAAAUCUGCUGCUGAUGCUGCAGCGGUGGCGGCUUUGAAGCAAGACCUUUACGCAGUAGCGAAGAACAAGGACAACGGACUCAAAGCCACGGAAAGCGACAAGGCGAAGAUCUUGUCGCUUGCGUCGGAGCUGAUCAAACGUAACCCGACCAAAAAUAUUGCCACCAGUGAUAAGGUGGACGGGACGUGGCGCCUGGUCUAUACUAGCACCUCGGGAGGUUCAGCAGGCAAGCUCGGCCCUUUCGUGGGUCAGGUGCUGCAAAAGAUCGACACGGCCGGAGGAGACUACGUGAAUUUCGUGCGUCUUUUCGGUGGACUUGUGGAGGGUGCCCUGGUGGCGACUUGGGAGGUGAAGGGCGCAAACGAGUGGAAGGUCAUCUUCCAAGACAUCACGUUCCGGGUGUUUGGCAUCCCACUUGUGGACAAGAAGCCUCUGUCAGGGCAGGCAGGGCAAUGGAAGCUCACGUAUGUAGAUGAGGAUCUACGAAUUUUGACGGCGGCAGCUUUGACCAAUGAGGGUAAGCCGGCCAAAGUUUCCAAUAUCUACGUGCUACGGCGGGUCUGA
Molecule: messenger RNA, 967 nt
Organism: Nannochloropsis gaditana CCMP526
Exons: 2
Coding region: 242-967 (241 amino acids)
Source: RefSeq, a predicted model, not a curated record